AGGAAGCAAGGAAGGAAGGAAGGAAGGGAGGGAGGGAGAGAGAGAGAGAGAGAGAGAGAGAGAGAGAGAGAGAGAGAGAGAGAGAGAGAGAGAAGAGAGAGAGAGGAGAGAGGAUGGAAAGGAUGGCAGCAAGGAAGCAAGGAAGGAAGGAAGAGAGGGAGAGAGAGAGGAGAGAAAGAGAGAGGAAAGAUAGAGAGGAUGGAAGAAAGGGAGCAAGAAAUGAAGGAAGGGAGAGAGACAAAGAGAGGGAGAGGAGAGAGAGAGAGAGAAGAGAGAGAGACAGGAGAGAGAGAGGAGAGAGAGAGGAGAGAGAGAGGAGAGAGGAGAGAGAGAGGAGGGAGAGAGAGAGGAGAGAAGAGAGAGAGAGGAGGGAGAGAGAGAGGAGAGAAGAGAGAGAGAGGAAGGAGAGAGAGAGGAGAGAGGAGAGAGAGAGAGAGAGGAGAGAGGAGAGAGAGAGGAGGGAGAGAGAGGAUGGAAGGAUGGAAGGAAGGGAAAGAGAGAGAGGAGAGAGAGAGAGGAGAGAGAGAGAGAGGAUGGAAGGAAGGAAUGAAGGAAGGGAGAGAGACAGGAGAGAGAGAGAGAGGAGAGAGAGAGAGAGGGGAUGGAUGGAAGGAAGGAAACAAGGAAUGAAGGAAGGGAGAGAAAUAGAGAGGAGAGAGAGAGAGGAGAGAGAGAGAAGAGAGAGAGAAAGGAGAGAUAGAGAAGAAAGAGAAAGAGAGGAGAGAGAGGAGUCAGAAAAAAGAGAGAGAGAGAGAAGAGAGAGAGAGAGAGAAAGAGAGAGAGAGAGGAGAGAGAGAGAGAGAGGAGAGAGAGAAAAAAGAGAGAGAGGAGAAAGAGAGAAAAGAGAGAGAGAGGAUAGAGAGAGGAGAGAGAGAGAAAGAGAGGAGAGAGAGAGGAGAGAGAGAGAGAGGAGAUCGAGAGAGAAUGGAAGGAAGGAAGGAGGAAGGGAGAGAGAGAGAGAAGAGAGAGAAAGAGAUAGAGAGAGAGGAUGGAAGGAAGGAAGGAGGAAGGAAGGGAGAGAAAGAGAGAGAGAAGUGAGAGAGAGAGGAUGGAAAGAAGGAAGGGAGAGAGAGAGGGGGGAGAGAGAGAGGAUGGAAGGAAGGAAUCAAGGAAGGAAGAUGGAGGGAGAGGGAGGGAGAGAGAGGGAGAGAGAAAGAGUGAGAGAGAGAGAAAGAGAGAGAGAGAGAGAAAGAGAGAGAGGAAGGAGGGAAGGAAGGAAGGAAGGAAGGAAGGAAGGAAGGAAGGAAGGAAGGAAAGCAGGAAGGCCUAUUAAGUAUUAGAAGGAGAGACCAUGUCUAAUUGGGAGGUGAUUGUGGAAUUAAGAAAUUUCCCUUCAACAAAUUCUAUCAUAGACUUAGUUGAAGGUAUCAAAUGAGAUGACACAAUUUGAUUAUUAAAUGACAUCACAUAUGUGAAGUAGUUUUGUAAAUCUUAAAACACCAUAAAAACAUCAGCUGUUUAUUUUAAACUUUUAAAUUUGCAAGUGACAAGGUGAAAUUAACAGCAGAAUUACAAGAUCAGGGAGACAUGACUAGGCAGCAGUUCACGGUAAAAGAUCUAGGACUUUUAGUUGGCUAUAAGUCCAAUAUGAGUUAAAAGUGUGAUGUGGAGGCAGCUAGGUAGCUCAGUGGACAGAGAGCCAAUCCUAGGUGCUGGAUUCAAAUGUGAUCUCAGAAACUCCCUAGUUAUAUGACCCUGGGCAAGUCACUUAACCCCGAUUACUUAGCCCUUACUACUCUUCUGCCUUGGAAUUAAUACUUUUGAUUUUAUCUCUAUCUUAAUUUAAUAACAGAUUUCCACAUAAGUUUUCCAAAGUCAUAUGAUCCAUAUUGUCUCCCUCCCUUCUUCCCUUCCCCCUCCUGGAGUUGGCAAGCAAUUCAAUCUGGGUUAUACAUGAAUUAUCAUGUAAAACAUAUUUUCAUAUUGUUCAUUUUUGUUAGUGAAUAACCUUAUAAAACCAAAGUCGCAUUUGGGGUUUUCUUGACAAAUAUUUUGGAAUGAUUUGCUAUUUCUUUCUCCAGCUCAUUUGACAGAUGAGGAAACUGAGAUAAACAGGGUAAGUGACUUGCACAGGGUCACACAGCUAGUAAGAAUGGAGGUCAGGUUUGAAAUCAGGAAGAGGAGUCUUUCUGACCCCCAGGGAUGGCACUCUAUCUCCAGCUGUCCAUAUAUGGAUUAAUGACCCCAUUUCUAUUUGAGUUUGACACAGCUGCACUACAUCAGGCAAUCACUGGGGUGUGGGUGGGAGGAAAAAUCAGUAGCCAUCAAAUACCUGGAGCAUAAAGACUAGACUCAAUUCAGUAUAUCUCCAGUGAUUGGAUUUAGAACCAAUGGACAUAAAUUAUGGCAAGCAGGAUCUUAACAAUUAGAGCUGUCCAAAAAUGCAAUGAGAUGUCUCAAGAAGUCCUGUGUUCUCUCUCUUGGAAAGGGUUUGAAAGGAAGCUGGUACCAUCUCAAAGAGGGAAAGAGGAUGGGAAGGAAGGAGAGAAUUUGGAACUCAAAACCUUUAAAAAAUGCAUGUUAAAUGAUUUAUUGCUUGUUUAUUUGGGUAUAUGUUUAGGGGUUUUGGUUCUAUAAGAUUAUUCUCUUACAAAAGUGGAAAUAUGUUUUGCAUGAUAAUACAUAUAUAACCCAGAUUGAAUUGCUUGCCAGCUCCAGGAGAGGGAAGGGAAGAUGGGAGGGAGACAAGAUGGAUCAUAUGACUUUGUAAAACUUAUGCAGAAAUUUGUUAUUAAGAUAAAAAAUUAACUAAAAUUAUUUUUACAUCCAUUGGGAAAAUAUAAUAAAAUAUUGUUUAAAAAAGAAAGAAAUGGGGGGGGGGGCAGCUAGAUGGCUCAGUGGAUUGAGAGCCAGGCCUGGAGACGGGAGACGGGAGACGGGAGAUUCUGGGUUCAAAUCUGACGUCAGACACUUCCUAGCUCUGUGACCUUGGCAAGUCCCUUACUCCCUAUUGCAUAGUCAUUACUACUCUUUGGCCAUGGAACUAAUACAUGGAAGUGAGAAGCUACUGAUUACAAGAGUGAUAUGGUCAGAUGAAUGCUGGUCACAAUAUGUCGGAAGGAUUAUUGAGUGAAACCGGAAGCAAAGAGAUUGACCACGAGGUUAUUGUGACUGCCUGGACAAAAGGUAGACUGUUCUGCUGUUGCUAACAAGACUAAGGGAAGAAAACAGAUGGAAGGAAAAAAUGAGAGAUUUCUUCCAUAAAGGAAGUGCAUUGAUGACAUGGGGAGUAAUGAAGAAGAAGGUACUCAGGAUGAAGAGCUUCUAGAUCAUGUAAACUGGUUGAGGGAAAAAAGAAGACUGGGUGUGUUACAGGAUGUGACAGCUGACCAGAACUGAAGACAGAUAAUGAGAGCAUCUAAGAAGGCCUGGCCCAGAGAGCUGUCCACAGCAGCAAGCACAUAUUAUGGGGACAGAGUUGUGGGAGUCUUCAGAAGAUCCACAGAGGAUGUGAACCUACUCGAGAACUUGGCUCAGGCCCUAACCACAAGUGUCAUCCAGGUGAUUUGUUGUGAUUGUGCUCUAUGUGUAUUCCUGCUAGAAGCAAUUACCAUCUCUAUAUGUAUGUUAAGUGCACUUUGAGGAAUGUGACCCUUUAUUCUCACCUAAUAGAGAAAAGGAAGAAUUUCUAGACUUGAGGGGAAAAAACAAAAACAAAAAAACAAACAAACCAGGAAGACAUUCCAAAUAAGAGCUGGAAGGGAA
Messenger RNA from Monodelphis domestica (gray short-tailed opossum), 3705 nucleotides. The record is from RefSeq and is a predicted model, not a curated record. Lineage: Eukaryota; Metazoa; Chordata; Mammalia; Didelphimorphia; Didelphidae.